GAGGCUGAACGCUCCUUUCUGUGCCCCCAGCCAUGGAUAGGAAGCAGGAGCAAGCGGAGAAGGCCAGGCCCUACGGCCUGCUGAAACCCRCCGCUUUGGGCAAGAUCCCGGGCAGAUUCCGGCUCCAUCAGGAAGCGCUGCCCAGCCUGCCCGUGCCACCGCUCCAGCAGACCCUGGACCGGUACCUGCAGGCUCUGCAGCCCAUCAUCAGCGAGGAGGAAUGGAACCAYACACAGGAGCUGGUGAAGGAAUUCCGCAAACCGGGAGGCGUUGGCGAGAGGCUGCAGAAGGGCCUGGAGAGGAGAGCCAGGAAAACGGAGAACUGGCUCUCCGAGUGGUGGCUCAAGACGGCUUACCUGGAGUAUCGCCUGCCCGUUGUGGUUCACUCCAGCCCAGGCGUGGUUUUACCCAAGCAGGACUUUCUGGAUCGGCAAGGGCAGCUCAGGUUUGCUGCCAAGCUAAUCGAGGGCGUUCUGGAUUUCAAGACAAUGAUUGACAAUGAAACCCUUCCAGUGGAGUACCUGGGUGGGAAACCCCUCUGCAUGAACCAGUACUACCAGAUCCUGUCAUCGUGCCGCAUUCCSGGGCCCAAGCGGGACUCCAUUGUCAACUACGCCAAAGGAAAAAAGCAGUCCAGGCACAUCACGGUGGUCCACAACUUCCAGUUCUUCGAGUUGGAUGUUUACAACAGCGACGGAAGCCCCCUUACCACUGACCAGCUCUUCAUUCAGCUGGAAAAGAUCUGGAACACCUCCCUCCAAACCAACAAAGAGCCCAUUGGGAUCCUCACCACCAACCACCGAAACAGCUGGGCAAAAGCCUACAACAACCUUCUCAAAGAUAAGACCAACAAGGAAUCUGUGCGUACAAUAGAGAAGAGCAUUUUUACAGUCUGCCUUGACGCCCCAAUGCCCCGGGUGUCUGAUGACAUCUACAAGAGCCGCGUGGCCGCUCAGAUGCUGCACGGAGGAGGAAGUCGCUGGAACAGYGGGAACCGCUGGUUUGACAAAACCCUUCAGUUCAUCAUAGCUGAAGAUGGUUCCUGUGGUCUUGUCUACGAGCACGCUCCCUCUGAGGGCCCACCCAUUGUGGCUCUUCUGGAUCACGUUGUGGAGUACACGAAGAAGCCGGAGCUGAUAAGAUCACCAAUGAUUCCUUUGCCGAUGCCCAAGAAGCUGCGGUUUAACAUCACUCCAGAAAUCAAGACUGACAUAGAGAAGGCAAAGCAGAACCUCAACAUAAUGGUCCAAGAUCUGGAUGUGAAAGUCAUGGUCUUUCAUCAAUUUGGGAAAAACUUCCCUAAAUCAGAGAAGAUAAGUCCUGAUGCUUUCAUCCAGCAGGCCUUGCAGCUAGCAUAUUACAGGAUGUACGGCCAUUCCUGUGCCACGUAUGAGAGCGCUUCGCUGCGGAUGUUCCGCCUGGGCCGCACGGACACCAUCCGCUCCGCUUCCGUGGACUCCCUUAAGUUUGUGCAGGCCAUGGACAAGCCUGACAAAUCGGACCAGGAGAAAGUUGACUUGCUGAAGAGAGCUACCCAGGCCCACAGGGAAUACACUGAUAUGGCAAUAAGGGGGAACGCAAUAGACCGCCACCUCCUCGGCUUGAAGCUUCAGGCUAUUGAAGACCUAGUGAGCAUUCCCGAGCUCUUCAUGGACACGGCCUACGCUGUGGCGAUGCACUUUAAUCUCUCAACCAGUCAGGUCCCAGCAAAGACAGACUGCGUGAUGUGUUUUGGUCCUGUGGUUCCAGACGGCUACGGAGUCUGUUACAACCCCAUGGCAGAUCACAUCAACUUUGCAAUUUCAGCAUUCAACAGCUGUGCUGAAACGAACGCCGCGCGCAUGGCCCAUUACCUCGAGAAAGCACUGCUGGACAUGAGGGUUUUGCUCCAGUCUACCCCCAAAUCCAAACUGUAAGAGGCAAACAGGAUGCAAAAGCUCUAAAGGGGCAUUCUCGCACGCACUGAAGUUCCCAGUUCCUCAGAAAACAGCUGGGAGGACUGCUUGCUCAACAAGAUACUAGCAGAGCAUCUCCCAUUUUUUUUCAGCAAGAGCUUAUAGAAGAGCUAUCCGUAAGUAUUAGACUGUGCAGCAACAGGAAACACUGUCUUAAUCCGAGGUGGAAGUGACUGGUCCUCUCCUGUCACUGCAAAGUGCACCUUUCCGUCCUCAGAGAGGACCAAAACACGAUUGUUUUAUGGAUCUUACUGUAAAGGAAUAUAGAAAGCACAGUACUUACCAGGAUUUAAGUCCAUUUGGUGAGGARAGUAGUUCUUCUCCAGAAAGAGCAGGGAAUGAUGCUUAUUAUAUGAUGGAACUACUACACAAGUAAGACUUUUUUGCUGGUUUAGACUUUUGACGAGUCUGCAGAAUCUUUCAAGCUUCACUAGAGAAUUUUCUGCUACUCCAGCAACUGAACUUUGGCGAGAGGAAAGAGAAGCUCUCAAAACCAGAGCAGAUUCAGUUUUGUUAGGAAGCACUGCACUAUUUUCCCCAGGUCCCUGACCGUUCCCUGCUUUACAGGUGUGUGACCUCCCUUUGUUGCACUGCCCCUACCAAUGACAGAAUAUCACCACUAUAAGUUAAGGUUUUGUUUUCAUUUGGGCUUUUCUGUUAAGCAUGUUGCUGUGGUCCUUACUACUGUUCUUCAGGCUCAGAGUGAAACUUUGCCUCCUUUCCCUCACAAAGCUUCCACACAGCAUCUCUCACACGGGUUUGGGCAGCUCCAGCUUUAUGUACUUAAAUGUUUGUGGAGGUAAGAAGGGCUUAGACCUCUCUAACAAGACUGUAUCCAGCUCACCUCAUUGCACCUGUCUUUGGAAAGGGGGAAGAGAGGCAGGACACUGACCUUCUGUUUAUGGAAGACACAUGGAUGUCUCCUUCACACCACACAUCUUAAUCUAUAAUGUAAUUUUACACCUUGCUGUAAGGGGCAACAUCUUUUUGCAUAACAUGUUAUGCUUAAGUGUGCAGAACACUGAGUGUUUCUGAGCAGGAGGCUCCAGAACACGCUGCCAUUUCUGGCCCACACAGYUCAAAGCCAUUGGAGCCAAAGGAAAAACAGCUGCACAGUCACUUUCCUCCUGCAUCGUUCUGCUUUAACAAGGCARAAGAUCUUGAAAAGUAGGAAUUAAGCUGAGAACUAGCGGACAGCACAGAUGUUUGUUCACAGCAGCAGUCAUUGUUCUGGCAGCAACAGCCCAGCACUUUUUCUGCCACUUGAUUUUUUUUUUUCCUUGUUGUAAUAUUACUCAGAUUUGUGCUAGUUCUAUUCUGUUAAAGAUACAGAUCCCAUGACAGUGGUUUUAUGUUGGGUUGACAAACUUGAGUUUUUUUUUUAUAUAUACAUAUGCAUGGGCAUAUUUUACACUUCUGGCAUUGGAAGUAGUGCUUACAAAAAUCUAAAUCUGGCAGAAUUCAAGCUCCCAACUAUCCUUUUAUAUAACAGUACAUAAAACCAUAUGGGAGUGAAGAAAUCUAGUGCUAUUUCUGCAACAGGGAUUUAAUAUUUAAUUGCAUGCACUUAAAGGUAUGGCUGCUGAGACAUCCCCAUAGACAAGCAGCAGUUGGGGGUUUACAGCCUGUUUUGUUACAGGGAAAUAGCUGAUCCUGUCUGCCACUUUUCUGGUCAUAGACCAGCACAGGACAUUGACAAAGUGCCUUGGCAAAUGUAUGUUUAAAAAAGAAAAAAAAAAGAAAAAAAAACUUGCACAAAGUCUUUUUAAAGAAAAAAGAAUCAGUCUAAUCUGCUUCUUGAGUAAUUCAAAGCUUUUAUGUGUUUGGGGUUUUUAGAAGGGUGUUACUUCAAAGCUUUUAUCUUAUACCUAAAUAAACCUUUAAAAAGGAAAAUUUAACAAACUCACCUGCACAGCCAGUGAUUGUAUGAACUGCCACUUUCACAUCAUCUACAUGGAUUUAGAUUUUGUUGAUUUUGUAGAGGAAUCCUGAAUGGAGGAAGAGUCUAAAGGCAAUGGGAGUACUCUGAGCCUGGGAGCAGAUGUUGCUGCUGACUCUUCCACUGUGAAUUAGACUGGAACUACAAACAGGAUACUCAGUAUUACCAAGAUUGAAGUGAUUAUGUUAACACAACAUAAUAGACUAUACCUUGCUGGAAUAAAACCUGAUUUUAGGAGACCUUUUACUCUUGAGGAAAAAAAAUGUUUUUCUUUGGUGAAAUAAUCUUCCUCACUCACCUGAGACAACCUGUGUACUGGGGAAUAAGUUAUUUUUCCCUGUCCACAGUGCCUUCAACCACUGAUACUACAGUAUUGCCACAGGAGUAUAGGCCCUUUCCUAUUUUCUGCCUCAAAGGGGAAGCCUCUCAGAGGAAGGUGCCUAUUCAAGAUUAAGCAGCUGUGUGCUCUGCUGCAAAUGCUUCUCUGAAGAGUGUUUGAUAGAGAUUUAACUCAAAAUCUGGAUAUCCCACUAGCUUUGGCACCGUGCAGCUGUAAACAGCACAGCAUCCCCCUGAAAGACACACAAUUCUUAAAUCRUUUUGUG
Nothoprocta perdicaria is the source of this 4499-nucleotide messenger RNA. It is a transcript of the gene CRAT, whose product is annotated as carnitine O-acetyltransferase. Gene Ontology annotation, biological process: carnitine metabolic process, CoA-linked. Gene Ontology annotation, molecular function: carnitine O-acetyltransferase activity. Gene Ontology annotation, cellular component: peroxisome. NCBI's taxonomy places the organism in Eukaryota, Metazoa, Chordata, Aves, Tinamiformes, Tinamidae. The transcript is spliced from 14 exons. The coding region runs from base 33 to 1916 and encodes 627 amino acids. The record is from RefSeq and is a predicted model, not a curated record.